Molecule: messenger RNA, 1817 nt
Organism: Lactuca virosa
Lineage: Eukaryota; Viridiplantae; Streptophyta; Magnoliopsida; Asterales; Asteraceae
Source: the annotation of a GenBank genome assembly
AAUAAUUCUCUAAAUCCAACUCAAUUUGGCGAUGUGUUGUCGUGUAAAAACCCGAUUCAACGCAAUUCCUUUCGACAAGGAUUCACCUUCACCCCCAAAUCAAAUGCAAUGAACGCGCUUACAACCUGGUAUCGCUUGUUGUUUUCCAAUCAAUUCUAGAAUUUUCAGUUCAUUCUUCCACUUCAACUUCCAGAUCCAAAAACAAACCCUAAAUUCUAUUCAACGUUCAUCGCCUCAAUUUACUCCAAUUGCUUAUUCCAAUUAUCACAAAUCAAGUAAAGAAUUCCAUCGCUCUAUGCUUUGUAUUGAUCGUUUAAUCACUUGAAAGUUGAAACUGUAGAAUAGUUUUUUUUUUUUUUUCUUUUCAUUUUGCUGCAUUCGAAUCUGAUUAUUGGAACGAAAGCGAUGGCAAGAUAUGGAAUAUAAUACUGUUUAGAUUGGAUUACCUAUGAUCGAUGGCUUCGAUUCGGAGAACACUUUCGCCGUAUCAGGAUCGUUCGCAUCAAAAUGGAGGGAAUGUUAGUCCGUUUUCAGUGAAUUCACCUUCGCAUAAGCUUAAUUCCACCAGUAGAUUCGCCUUGGGAGUUCGGAGAUUUAUAGGAGGGUUUUUGUUAGGUUUGGCACCGUUUGGGGAAUUCGAAGAUGUUAGGACUCCCGAUUUUUCAUUUGAAGUCAACCGCCCUCCGAUCCUAGAUGUGAAAGAGGAUAUUGUGGUAGAUAAGGUGGAGUUAGCUGUUGUGAAAAGAGAAAACGUCAAGGAGAGGUUUGAUUAUGUUGCUAGGAAACAGGUCAUUGUUGUGACACCAACUUAUAAUCGAGCUCUUCAGGCUUAUUAUUUGAAUAGACUGGGACAGGUUCUUAGGCUUGUACCUCCUCCAGUUCUUUGGAUUGUUGUGGAGAUGAAUGUGGCUUCUACAGAAACUGCAGAUAUUCUUAGGGGAAUGGGAAUUAUGUAUCGGCAUUUGGUAUGCACCAAGAAUCUUACCAAUAUAAAGGAUAGAGGUGUUCACCAGCGGAAUACAGCACUUGAACACAUUGAGCACCAUAAGCUUGAUGGAAUCGUCUAUUUUGCGGAUGAUGAUAAUAUCUAUUCACUUGAAUUGUUUGAGACUUUGAGAGAAAUCAGCCGUUUUGGCACAUGGCCAGUUGCAAUGCUUGCACAGAGCAAAAACAAGGCAGUUUUGGAAGGUCCUGUAUGCAAUGGCAGCCAUGUAAUUGGAUGGCAUACAAAUGAAAAAAGUAAAAAACUUCGAAGAUUUCAUGUUGAUAUGUCAGGAUUUGCAUUCAACAGCACCAUCUUGUGGGACCCAAAGAGAUGGCAAAAACCCAUUUCACCUUCAAUUCGUCAAUUAGACACCAUUAAAGAAGGAUUCCAAGAGACUACUUUUAUAGAACAGUUGGUGGAAGAUGAGAGUCAAAUGGAAGGUACCCCAUUUGGGUGUUCUAAAAUCUUGAAUUGGCAUCUUCAUUUGGAAGCUCGUGAAGUGGGGUACCCUAGAGGCUGGUUGCUUCAAAAGAAUCUUGAUGCUGUUCUCCCUAUUGAGUAAAAGGCAAUGAAUGUCACCUCGAAAAAGGAGCCGGAAAGAGUUAAAAAUUGGUUUUUGACAGUCAUCAGUUUCCACAAAGAAAAGCAGCUCUGCCUUUGUUUUUUAGAAGCAGUGCAAAGAAGGAAGGGAGACAAAAGGACACAUUAUUUCAAAUUUGGUAUUAAGUUCUGUUUCUGUAUGAUGCUUAUUCUUUUACUAUAUGAGAGGGGCAAUUGCCUUUUUGUGAAAAUUGUUUUUUUUUUUUUUUGAAAGAUGGGUAUCUUGAAAUGU